AUGGCCGACGCCAACAAGCGCAUCAAUCUCACCGCGCCACUUCUCUCCGUGCGGCGCCACGGUGGCGGUGGCGCCGAGACCGCGGCCACGGGGCUGCCGCCUGCCUACAAGGCGGACGCCACGUCGGAGCCCCCGGGCCACACCAGCGCCGUGCCAUUCGGGUGGGAGCAACGCCCCGGCCACCCCAAGAGCGUCCGCACCCGCCGGCCGGCGGCGGCGGCGGCCCCACCACCUCCCUUGACGAUCGUCGACGUCAACGACAACGAGCCCUCGCGCGUGACGCGGAGUCCAGCGGCGGUAGUGACCGUGGCCUCUGAGCGCGCGCGGCGGGGCGAGGAGCGGUGCUCGGACGCGCUCUCCCGCGACGACGUCAGCUGCGUCACCGUGAACUGCAGCGCGACCGGGCUCAGCGACGCCGCGGGGGCCGGGGCGGGGCCGUGCGCCCGUGGCAGCGGCAGCGUCAUGAUGGACCGGUUCCUGCCGGCCGCGCACGCCGUGGCAGCCGGCUCCCCGCAGAACACGUUCCGGAAGGCGGGGUCGGCCCGGGCGGCUGUGGUGCUAGGCGCGCGCGCGGCCAGCAGCGACAGGGUGCCAGCGCAAAGGCGGGUGCCCCUUCAGCACAUUGCGGCGUACCACCUGCCGCCCCUCCCUCCCAGUGGCAAGAACGACGACGACGACAAUUCCGACGCGCACAGCACGGCGGGCUUCGCGUCCAAGAGCUGCGGGCUGCUCUCAGCCCGGUGCCUGAAGAGCGCCUUGCUGCUAUCCCGCGUCGCGCGGCGAGGUGCAGGCACGCCGUUCCAGGAGGUGCGCGGCGAGUUGCUGCUGCCGCCGCGCUCGCGUAACGGGCAGCACCAGCUUCUGCAUACCGGAGACGAUCACGGCAUGAUCUCGCAGCAAUCCUGGGAGGAAGUGUACAUCAAAUCACUGCUCCGAUCAUCAGGCCCCGGCGUCCUGAUGGGACCGGCGGCCGCCGUGGCCUCGGAGCUGGACAGAACGGUGCGCGAACUGUACAAACGCCGAGACGGGCAAGCCGUCCGCCCGAAGGCGAGCCAUCUGGGUUUGCUCCUGGUCCUCGACAGGUCAAACGAGGCUUGCGGCCACGUCUCGCCGGCGCGAAAGCUCUCUAGAACCGGCGACACCGCGAUGCUUCUGAAGACUACCACAAAAGCUCGCCGGACGGCGACAAGCAGCUGGGGCGUGAGCGUGACGCGGCCGCCGAUGCCGGCGGCGGCGGGUACGGUUUCCCGCUGCUUCUGGAAGACAAGGAGGCCGUUGCCGGACGUGAGAUGGCGCUGUCGCCGCAGCCGCAGCCGCUGCUCCCGUUGCCGCUGCCCAAGUCGCCUACGGAGUCGUGGCUCUCGCGCGCGCUGCCUUCCGUGUCCACUCGACCCCCGGCGACGUCUUUUCUGGGUCUCCAUGUGCAGCCCAAGAAACGUGCUCCGCUGCCGUGGUGCUCCAUUGAUUCGAGCAGGGACGUCCAUCAUGACAGGCAACGGCAAAUUCGCGUGCACGAUCUAUAGAAAUGACGGAAGCUAUCCUGAUCAUGCCAACUGUUAG
This is a messenger RNA of Miscanthus lutarioriparius, 1560 nucleotides long. NCBI's taxonomy places the organism in Eukaryota, Viridiplantae, Streptophyta, Magnoliopsida, Poales, Poaceae. The record is from the annotation of a GenBank genome assembly.